Messenger RNA from Cladocopium goreaui, 2721 nucleotides. The record is from the annotation of a GenBank genome assembly. Lineage: Eukaryota; Dinophyceae; Suessiales; Symbiodiniaceae.
AUGUCUUUGAUUAGAAAACGACUUUCGACAUUGGCCGCGGCCGUGGCCCUGAUUGCGGCGGCGGUGUUUCUCUGGCCGGCCAAAACGCAGGCGGCUGGAAUGCUGAUUGCCGACGGCGGGCUCGGCGGAGUGCUCACCAUCGAAGAGCACACGGCACAGGUCACCAUUAACAACGGCGUGGCCGUGACCGAAGUGACCCAGGUGUUUCGCAAUACCGAGAACCGCCAGGUUGAGGCUCUGUAUUUAUUCCCCGUUCCGGAAGGGGCCACCGUGGCGAACUUCAGCAUGUGGAUCGGCGGCAAAGAGAUGAUCGGCGAGGUGGUCGAGAAGGAGCGUGCCCGCGAGAUCUACAACAGCUAUAAGCAGGUGCGGCGCGACCCCGGCCUGUUGGAGCAGGUCGACUAUAAGAACUUCGAGAUGCGGAUCUUUCCCAUCGAAGCCAACGCCGAGCAACGGGUGCAGAUCGCGUACUAUCAGGAACUGAAGUACGACCACGAUUGGGCCACGUAUGUCUAUCCGCUGGCCACCGCGCCCCGCGAGGGUGUCGAUGCGGCGGUCGCGGGCAAGUUCGGGCUCACCCUGCAUGUGAAGUCGGCCGUACCGAUCACGAAGCUCGAAAGCCCCAGCCACGGCGAAGAGUUCGUCGUUGUGCAGCACGGCGAUAGAUACGUCGAAGCCAGCCUGGAAACCGAAGGCGGCAAUUUGAACCGCGACCUGGUGUUGGCCUAUCACGUGGCCCGACCGCAAACCGGUAUCGAUGUGAUCACCUCGCGAACCGGUGAGGAAGACGGUUACCUGAUGCUCACGCUGACCGCGGGCGAGGAACUUUCCGAGGCCUACAGUGGGAUGGACUACGUGUUCCUGUUGGAUAUCUCAGGCAGCAUGGUCAACGACGGCAAGCUGCGUAUGUCGCGAGAGUCGAUCGGGGCCUUCAUCGAAUCGCUUUCCGAAGAAGACCGCUUCGAAGUGAUCACGUUCAACGUCUCGCCAAACACCCUGUUCAACGAACUGACGCCGGCCACCGAAGAGACGCUGGCCAACGCCACGCAGUUUCUCGAAACGCAGCAAGGUCGUGGCGGUACGGUGCUGCGACCGGCCAUGUCGUUGGCCUACAAGUACAUCGACUCCGACAGGCCGUUGAACGUGGUGGUGCUCAGCGACGGCAUGACCGAGCAAGCGGAACGUGACGAGCUGUUGGCCUCCAUCGGCUCGCGACCCGCGGGUGCCCGCGUGUUCUGCGUGGGUGUGGGCAACGAAGUGAACCGCCCCUUGCUCAGCCAGUUGGCCGACGAAGCCGGUGGGCUGUCUGCUUUUCUUUCGGCCAGCGAUAACUUCGAACGUCAGGCCGAAGCGUUCCGCCGCAAGCUGCUGCGUCCGGCUGCCUCGAACGUGAAGAUCAGCUUCACCGGCGGCGAUGUGUACGACGUGGAACCGCAGGAACUGCCGAAUCUGUUUCACGGGAUGCCGGUUCGCCUGUACGGUCGCUAUCGAGACGCGGGCAAGGUCGAGGUUCGCGUUCAAGCCGAAGUGAACGGGGCCCCGCUCGAUCAAGCCGUGUCGAUUAAAUUGCCCAAACGCGACGACACUAAUCCUGAGAUCGAACGGAUGUGGGCCUUGGAGAAAGUGAAUCGCCUGCUCCGCACGGCCGAUCGCCAAGGCAACCGCGACGCGGUGCUGGAUGAGAUCGUGCGACUGGGCGAGACCUACUCGAUCGUCACCGAGUACACCUCGUUCCUCGUGCUCGAGAACGAUGCCGAGUACAAGCGGUGGAAGAUCGACCGUCGCAAUCUUCAGCGGCUGACGCGUGACCGGGGUCAACAGCAACUGGUGCGUUCCGAGUUGGAACAACUGCGAGAACAGGCCCGCGCUGACAUGGGCCCGCAGAAGAACCAGCCGGAAGAGCGGUUCGUGCAGCGGAACGAUAGCCCUUCGCAGCCGUCGCCCCAGUCGAGCCCCCGCAGCCGGGACAUCGACAUUGCCCAGAACACCCGCGGUGGUGGUGGGGCGAUCGACCCGAUCAGCGGCGGCAUCGUGCUGGCCCUCGGCGGAUUGGGUUUCGCGGCACGACGUCGCAAGAAGCGCACUCCGUGCGUCUCGCUGCUGUUGGUGGUCGCCGCCGUGGCGACUUACUUCGUUCCCACGCUGGCUGAGUUGUUGCAAUACGACCGAACCGCCAUCGCCGCCGGCGAAGUGUGGCGUGUGGUAACCGGUCACCUCGCGCAUUGGUCGCUCGACCACCUGGUGUGGGAUGCCGGCGCGUUGCUGGUGCUGGGCCUGUUGUGCGAAGUGCCGUAUCGGCGAGCCUUCAACUGGUGCGUCGCCGGCACGGCGGUGUUGGUCCCGCUGGCCGUGUGGACCUUCAUCCCGGAGAUGAGCACCUAUCGAGGGCUUUCCGGCAUCGACUCCGCAUUGUUCGUGCUGCUGGCCGUGAAGAUGAUGGCCGAAAGCCUCACCGCCAAACGCUACACCCCCGCCGCACUGUGCGGGGCGGUGCUGAUUGCGUUUGCCGGCAAGAUUGGUUUCGAGUUCGCCACCGGGGCGACCUUGUUCGUCGACAGUGCGGCCACGAACAUGGUGCCAGUUCCGUUAGCCCACGUUGUGGGCGGAAUCGUCGGUGGUGUUUGCGGUUUCUCUGGUUUGAUUCACCAGAAGUGGACCGCCGCGGUCAACUACUCUUCGCAGGUCUUCAUCGCUUCAAAACCGGCGCGGGUUAGUGAGUAG